GUAAUGUCGGAGUGACUUUACCUAUGACCCAAGCUCGCUAACGGACAAAAUUGCUGCCAGUGGUUAUAACAGUCUCCAGCCUACCUACCUUCGGAUCCUAACUCUUGUAUUCAGCACUGCCAUUGACUUCGCUGCCUGGACAAUACCUACCUUGCUCUCGAUCUCGCUACUAAAUAUACUUCCAAGUCGAUCGUCGAAAUCUUCAAGUUGAACCGCCGACAUGUCGCAACAAGCUCUCGUCCUCGAAAACUUUGGGGCACCACUGGUGCUUCGAUCCAAGGCGAUACCUGAGCCAAAGGAGAACCAGAUCUUGCUAAAGAUUCUUGCAGUAGGACUAAACCCCCACGACCAAAAAGUCCGAGACCUCGGCAUCAUCAUCACCCCCGACAACCUGCCCUACAUCACCGGUAACGACCUCGCCGGCGUAGUCGAAGCCGUCGGGCCCAACGUAACCAGCUGGAAGGUCGGCGACCGUCUCGUGGCGCAAGCCGACACCUUUACCAUCCCCAACAGCGCCGGAGGCGGGCUGCAGGAAUACGCCUUAUUGCCCGCCGACCUGGCGGCCCGCAUCCCAGACUCUGUAUCGUUGGACGAGGCCGCCACCCUGCCCACGAUAGCCAUGGCCGCGUUCGUCGCGCUUUUCCACCCCUCUGGCCUCGGAUUGCCCGCACCGCACUCCCCCAGGGAGGAGAUUGAGGCGUUUGGCUACGCGCAGCGCAGUCUGGUCGUCAUCGGGGGCGGAUCCAACUGCGGCAAGGUGGCGAUCCAAAUGGCGGCGCUGCUGGCCGGGUUCGGGACGAUUGUUGCCGUCGCGAGCAAGACGCCCGAGGGGGAGGCAGAGCUGCGGGCGCUUGGCGCGACACACGUCGUGGACCGGCGUGGCGGGCUGGAGGCUGUGGUGGAGCAGGUCCGGGGUAUUGUGGGUGACGGGUUGGUUUACGCACUCGACACGGUCGGCACGGAGCAUACCCUCGGCGUGUCGCUGCUUUCAAACAGUGAGAAGGGCACGCUGGGGACUUUGCUGCCGGGCAGUGUGGACGAGUCCAAGAUUGUCGGGGGGAGUAAGGCGGCUGGGUACGAGGUCAAGUUCUCGCGGGGUUCGGGAGUUCUGCAUCGGGAGCUGGGCCAGCAGUUCUGGAAGCAUCUGCCUGGUUGGUUGGAAGAGGGCAGGAUCCGGCCCCUGAAGCGGUACCGUACUAUUAGUGGUCUGGACGAGAAGGCGGUGAACGAGGCGCUGGAUGGGUAUCGUCAUGGCGGGAGUGUUACCAAAGUUAAUGUCCACCCGCAUGGGUCCGCUGAGCUUCGUUAGAUCAUGACUAGACCACCAGCAGUUACAGAAUUCCC
Messenger RNA from Canariomyces notabilis, 1344 nucleotides. RefSeq names its product GroES-like protein. Bases 221 to 1309 code for a protein of 362 amino acids. Gene Ontology annotation, molecular function: oxidoreductase activity, acting on NAD(P)H. NCBI's taxonomy places the organism in Eukaryota, Fungi, Ascomycota, Sordariomycetes, Sordariales, Chaetomiaceae. The record is from RefSeq and is a predicted model, not a curated record. The transcript is spliced from 3 exons.